Messenger RNA from Pipistrellus kuhlii (Kuhl's pipistrelle), 460 nucleotides. Its product is annotated as thymosin beta-10-like. Bases 80 to 211 code for a protein of 43 amino acids. Lineage: Eukaryota; Metazoa; Chordata; Mammalia; Chiroptera; Vespertilionidae. Gene Ontology annotation, cellular component: cytoplasm. Gene Ontology annotation, biological process: regulation of cell migration; actin filament organization. Gene Ontology annotation, molecular function: actin monomer binding. The record is from RefSeq and is a predicted model, not a curated record. The transcript has a single exon.
AUUAAGUCUCUUGCUGCAGUGACACGACUGGGAGCCAUGGACCUGGUCUGGGAGCGAAGGCCUAGGAUUGUUUCAAAAAAUGGCAGACAAACCAGGCAUGGGGGAUGUCGCCAGCUUCGAUAAGGCCAAGCUGAAGAAGACGGAGACACAGAAGAGUAUCCUGCCGACCAAAGAGACCACUGAGCAGGAGAAGCAAAGUGAAAUGUCCUAAGAACCGGAGGAUUUCCACCUCCGGCAUCUUCGGGAGUCCCCUGCGGUGUGGAGAAAAGACCACCUGCAAGAACAAACGAGCCACAAACUGCACUGUGAACCAGGACACUCGGAGCCCAUACCAUUGACCUGUGCGUCCCUUAGGGGACCCCCUUUCCCCCAUCGAACUGCCAAAUUCUCCAGUUUGCCCUGGGAUAUUGUAGAACAUUAUUCGUAUGAUUAAUGGAAUAAAACACACCUCGUGGCAAAA